This is a messenger RNA of Phyllostomus hastatus (greater spear-nosed bat), 2340 nucleotides long. It is a transcript of the gene DDX52, whose product is annotated as DExD-box helicase 52. The record is from RefSeq and is a predicted model, not a curated record. Bases 33 to 1883 code for a protein of 616 amino acids. The transcript is spliced from 16 exons. Gene Ontology annotation, cellular component: 90S preribosome. Lineage: Eukaryota; Metazoa; Chordata; Mammalia; Chiroptera; Phyllostomidae. Gene Ontology annotation, biological process: maturation of SSU-rRNA. Gene Ontology annotation, molecular function: RNA helicase activity; ATP binding; nucleic acid binding.
CGCUGUGGGACCGCGGAGCUUUCUGGGUAAAGAUGGAUACGCACGAUCUCUUUCGCCGGCUCGGCGCUGGAGCUAAAUUCGAUGUGAGACGUUUUUCCGCGGACGCAGCCCGAUUCCAGGUAGGAAAAAGGAAAUAUGACUUUGAUUCUUCAGAGGUGCUACAGAGACUGGAUUUUUUUGGAAACAAGAAGUCUGUCCCAGGGGAGUGUGGAGAAUCAAGAACUCAUCAGGAGCUCCAAGAUGAAGAGGAAAAAGAAGAGAACCUAACUGAAAGGAAGAGGGAGCAAAACAAGAAAAAGAGGAAGAAGAUGACUUCAGAAAUUACUUCAGAAGAAGAAGGUUCUACUAUACAGUGGAUAUCAUCGGUGGAAGCAAAGAUUGAAGAUAAAAAAGUUAAAAGAGAAAAUAAACUAACUUCAGGGAAGCUGGAGCAUAUCAGAAAAGAAAAGAUAAACUUCUUGCGGAAUAAACACAAAAUUCACAUCCAAGGAACUGAUCUUCCUGACCCAAUUGCUACAUUUCAGCAACUUGAACAGGAAUAUAAAAUCAAUUCUCGACUGCUUCAGAACAUUCUAGAUGCAGGCUUCCAGAUGCCUACGCCAAUCCAAAUGCAAGCCAUUCCAGUUAUGCUGCACGGUCGAGAACUUCUGGCUUCUGCUCCAACUGGAUCUGGAAAGACUUUGGCUUUUAGCAUUCCCAUUUUAAUGCACCUGAAACAACCCGCAAAUAAAGGCUUCAGGGCCCUGAUUAUAUCACCAACACGAGAACUUGCCAGCCAGAUUCACCGAGAGCUAGUAAAAAUAUCCGAGGGAACAGGAUUCAGGAUACACAUGAUCCACAAAGCAGCAGUUGCAGCCAAGAAAUUUGGACCAAAAUCAUCUAAGAAAUUUGAUAUUCUUGUGACUACUCCAAAUCGACUUAUCUACUUAUUAAAACAAGAUCCUCCAGGAAUAGACUUAACAAGUGUUGAAUGGCUGAUAGUAGAUGAAUCAGAUAAACUCUUUGAAGAUGGCAAAACUGGGUUCAGAGACCAGCUGGCUUCUAUUUUCCUGGCCUGCACAUCCCACAAGGUCAGAAGAGCUAUGUUCAGUGCAACUUUUGCGUAUGAUGUGGAGCAGUGGUGCAAACUCAAUCUUGACAAUGUCAUCACGGUGUCCAUUGGAGCAAGGAAUUCUGCAGUAGAGACUGUGGAACAAGAGCUUCUCUUUGUUGGGUCUGAGACUGGAAAACUUCUAGCCAUGAGAGAACUUAUUAAAAAGGGUUUCAAUCCACCUGUUCUUGUUUUUGUUCAGUCCAUUGAAAGGGCUAAAGAACUUUUUCAUGAGCUUAUAUAUGAAGGUAUUAAUGUGGAUGUUAUUCAUGCGGACAGAACACAGGAACAGAGAGAUAACACAGUCCACAGCUUCAGAGCAGGAAAGAUCUGGGUCCUUAUUUGUACAGCUUUGCUAGCCAGAGGGAUUGAUUUCAAAGGUGUCAACUUGGUGAUCAACUAUGACUUUCCAACAAGCUCAGUGGAAUAUAUCCACAGGAUAGGUCGAACCGGAAGAGCAGGGCAUAAAGGAAAAGCUGUUACAUUUUUCACUGAAGAUGAUAAACCAUUAUUAAGAAGCGUUGCCAAUGUCAUACAGCAGGCGGGAUGUCCUGUUCCAGAGUACAUAAAGGGCUUCCAGAAACUGCUCAGCAAACAAAAGAAAAAGAUGAUUAAGAAGCCUUUGCAAAGAGAAAGCAUUAGUACAACUCCAAAAUACUUCUUAGAAAAAGCUAAGGGUAAACGGUGCAUCUUAUGGUCCGAAAAUGCAGAUUUUCAAAUAUUUUGUGGCAGCAGUUUCUGGGUGACACUUAAGACUAGUGGAUUGGUAGAGACGGUCACUCUGCUUGGCUGACGAAAAAGGUCACUGGUCAGAACAGCAAGAAGGCUCUUGAAGAUAAAAGUUAAAAAAAAUUUAAAGACUAUCAAAAACAUAAUUUUGUGAUCUCAACAUGAAUGUUGUUUUCAUGGAAUACUUCAUCUGAAAAUCGCCUGCACCAGCAGUUGAAAUCAACUACAAGACCAUAGGACUGGUGAAAAAUAAUCAUAAACUUUCAGUGCAUGAUGUCAGCUUUCAAUUUGUACGUGACUUUUAAACAAUUACAUGAUGAAAAUAAUAUUCAUCAACACUUCUGUGGUUUGAAUCCAGAGAGAUGCUUCUUAUAGAAGAACGAAAGCUUAUGCUAAAAAUGGCAACACCCAAAUGUGGUGAAUUCUUAAGGAUUUUUCCCUUUAAGUGUGAAGGAAGGUGUGAUGUAUGUUAUGAAGAGGUAUCUGGAACCAAAUUUUCAAAAUAAAGCCUUGAGAUUGAA